Schistosoma curassoni is the source of this 11675-nucleotide messenger RNA. The record is from the annotation of a GenBank genome assembly. Lineage: Eukaryota; Metazoa; Platyhelminthes; Trematoda; Strigeidida; Schistosomatidae.
GGUAAUGUGACAUAAUAAUCCUUAGUAGACGUGAUCAAUAUCUCCUAAUUUUGAUAUCAGGGAUUCAACGGUUUGCUAUAAAUACAUUGUUCUCUCUACUUUUGGCCUGGCGCCGUAUAAUUUUGUGGGAUACAAUUCAAGAUGGAGGGACGUCCAAUUUCGGAUCUUAAGGUUGCCGAGCUUCGCAAGGAGUUGGAGAAGCGCAACAAAGAUAAAACCGGUGUUAAACAGGUUUUGCUGGAUCGUCUUAAAGAGACUUUAGAAAAGGAUGGUCACGAUCCUCAAACCUAUCGUUUCAGAGAUGAUGAUAGUGUUAAAACUGACCUAGAGAUAUCGGAUCAUUCGCCUGUAAAUGGUGAUGGACUAGGAUCUGAGAAAGUUGGACCCAUCACGAAAAGACGAAGUUCGUCAGAUGACGUAUUGAGUGAUGAAUAUAUUAUCAGUGAACAUCCAUUGCAGAAAAAAAUUACAGAGGAAACUGUCCCAUACGUUGUUCAAGUGGGUGAGCAAGAGGAAGAUUUAGAUUAUGAUUUGAAAUAUGGGAACAAUGACGUAUCCGAAGUCGCAGGCGAUAGCAAAGAUACCCAAGUCAAAGAUGAAGAACUUGACAAACAUGAAAAUAAACCAGAAAGUUCAGUUACUACCCACCAGAUUAGUGAAAGCUGUAGAAAUUUGUGGAUAAGUAACUUACCGAAAUUGGUGAAAGCUGCAGAUUUAAAGCAACAUUUUAGCAAGGCGGGGAAGGUAGUAUCAGCUACUGUGGUUAUGAGCACCCGCACACCUGGAGGUUGCUUUGGAUUUAUACAGAUGGCUUCUGCUGAAGAGGCAGCAUCUGCUGCUAGAGCCUAUGAUUUAACAGAGUUUGGAGGAUGCAUACUGCGGGUUGAAGCUACAGAGAGAAAAGCACCAAUUCAAUCAAACAAAGCAAAUGAUCGAGUAGCUGGAUUAAACAAAUUAAAAACUAUUAUGCCUGAUUCUCGACGGACGGUAUCCAGACCGUUGGUAUCUCGAAGACGUUAUAUUGCCAACAGACAGCGAUUGUUGCGUCGUGCUGCCAUUAGAACUGCUAUUUUGAGGGAACAACGGAAAAGGUCCGAAUAUUUAUCCGCCAAUAAUCGUCCACAUUCCAUUAAGAAAACUCCUAUCAGAAGACCUUUAUACCAGUUUACUAGACCAAAUUAUAGAAUGUCAAAGGAUAGUUUGCGUUCACGAGGCGGUCUGGCUCUUGCAUCUAAACAUAAAAGUAUUUCACAGCGACAAAGCUCUUCACGGAUCAACACCAAUCAUGGAACGCAGUCGCUGUUACAAAGAAGAUUAAAUUAUACCGUCAAUCGAAGGCUGCGUGAGCCAAUUCGUAUUCACAAAAGUGCCAGUGUUUCACAUCGAUCGUCCAAAUCAUUUUUGCCUAGAGUACACAGAAGUUCAAAUAUAUGUCCAGAAAACCAUCGAAGCUGUCUUUCUCCACCUUCCCGUUUAAUCCCUUUGGAUACACUCACUUCAAAACGGAACCCAACCUUUCGCACUAAUCGUCCUGUAGAAAGAGAUAUACGUGAACCCUAUCGCCCUGUUUUGCCAGAACGAAAGUAUCAUCCUCAGUCACCUGGUCGAUCACAUGAAUCAAGUCGGUAUGCACGAAACACUCAAUCAUCAGUCUAUACAGGAAGAAACACUGCUAAAUCAGUAUACGAUAGUCGUUCUCGUCAAAGUCACUUGAUGACUCGUUCUGAACCGCGCUAUACGAAUUACAGCAAUUUUGAUAGUCGAAAAAUGGCCGUAGCCUCUCGUACAGAUAUGUAUUCUGAAGAACGUUAUCGAACUCACGAUAGUCAUCUAUCUGAAGUACGCAGAAGUCAAUUAAGGUCAAACCCCCCUACUUCACGAAUGAGAGUUGAGGAGAGUAAACGAGAGUACCGUGCAGUUAGUAGAAGCCCACCAAGGUCAAGAGAUUCUACAAUGAUGCGCCCGUACCCAGUUUCUCUCAAUUUCAAUCGCCAUCGCACGGAAACCAGUCAUCGUGGCCGCAGUCCACUGAUGUUACAGUCUACACCACACAGACCCGAAAUCGUGGAGUAUGAACACCGUUCAGAGCCAAGAACGAAUUGGCAAACUGAAAGACGUUCCAAAGUUUUCUCAUCUCCAUCACAGUCGUGGAGGCCGGCAAACAAUGCAUUUUUCCUAUCUCCUACAUAUGAAAAUCGAAAUACAGGUCGCCGAUACCAAUAACACUUAUUGCUUAUUAUAUGUAUAUGAAUAUGUUAUAUUCAAAUUUGACAAGCAAUUCUCUACUUAUAUCAAUUACAUUUAGCAAGUGUAUUAAUUGUGCGAAAAUUUUUAUCCAUGAAGGUUGUCGAUCUGCAUUCAUUCAUAUAAAGCAUUUUCUUUAGAAAUGUUUUAACUUUGAUCCUUCACAUCGUAAUUGAGCUAUUUAUUAAUCUACUAUCCCAAUCUAGCUAUACGAUGCCCGAUGGUAUUUAAAAGAUUUGCAAAUUAUUAAGCAAAAUCAUAUUUGUAGAAAACUCGAUGAAAUAAGCAUUCAAAAAAACUGGUCACCAAUAAACGUCUGAACCGAGUAUAAUCGAGUGACAACAUCCUAUUGCAUAAACGAAAAAUUAAGGAUAAAUAUAAACCAUUGGAUCCCAAAUAAUACGUAAAACCUGCAAAAAAUUUUACUUCAGUAAAUUUUGUUAGCACCGUUGUGGUUUAGUGUCUGAGAAGUGAUGUGUUCUCAUUGGAGCUAGGAAUGCAUUGUGAGGGUUAAUAAUGAGUGUUUGGAGUAUGUAUGCACUUGAGUGUGUGUUGGUAAUUGUGAGAUUUUGUGGGAAGGUGGGUGGAUGAGUGUGAAUUGAUAAGGCGGGACAGCGAUAUACUGGUGUGCGUGAAAGUUUGUCUUUAUUUACAAACAAACCAAUAAGUAAUAUUGGUGAUGUGAUUGCGAUUAGUGUAGUUAGAGUUUCGAUUGUUAAAUGAGGUGUGGAUGUUUACAUGUUUGUCAGUGUAUCGGAUGGUGUUGUUGUUGGUGUUUGAGUAAGAACCCUUGUUGAUCCGUCCUGGAGAUGUCUAGUUUUCAGGAAGCCAACGACGAAGGGGAAAUGUUUUCUGGUCUCUUCGGUGAACCAGGAUUGUACUGGUUCUUACUUAGCACCAGGUAGAUGUGUUUAUUGUGAGUGUGACGAAUGAUGUCUAGUAUUGGUUUGUGUUGGGACGUGUGUUGAACUGUGUUGAUUGUUUAUAGCUUAGGGAUGACUUGUACUGUGAUGUUGGUCGUAUGUCUGUUGAUGAUCAGGUGGUUUUGUGUGUGUGUGUGUGUGUGGUGGUGGUGUAGUUGUUGUUAUUGAUCUGUUUGCCUGUUUGUGUUUGUAUGGUAGGGAAUAGUGUUGUUGGUUUUGUUGAUUUUGAAUAUGGUUGGACUGGGAUCAUUGGGUUGGGGUGUUUGUUUGUUAGUGUAGUUGACGACUCAUUUAUUCUGUGUUUGUAACUUUCAGUGUUUCACUUUGUUUGUCAAUGGUAUUGAUUAUUCUAUUGGCGUGUUUGUGUGUAUGUGUGUGUGUGUGUGGUGGGGUGUGUAGUUUGGUUAUAUUUGUGAGUGAUUGUGGGAGGUAUUUCUGAGAUGUGUUCUGUUGAGCGUGAGGCGUGCUGAUGAGCUUGUUGACAUGCUGAGGGAAUUAGGUGAGUGAUUGUAGUGAGAUGUGUGAUUUCUGUUCGAGCUGUUCGAGCUGGAUCGACUGAUGAUGUAUAGUGUGUUGUUCAGCUGGGAGACGGACGGUGUGUGUGGUGAUAGUGUAAGUGUGCGUGUAGAACGUUAAUGAGUAAAUUAGUUUAGUGUUGAAUUUGUGUGGUUUGAUGUGGGGUUACGGUUUGUGGUAAUCUCUGAGUAAUGAAAAUUCUGUUCAUAGUUUGUUGUAAUGUGUGUUGAUGGUUUGACGGUAGUGGUGUGUGUGUUUUUGUGAGAGUUUAUAUUUGAAUGAAGUGAAGUAUUUCAGUAAAUUUUGUUGGCACCGUUGUGGUUUAGUGUCUGAGAAGUGAUGUGUUCUCAUUGGAGCUAGGAAUGCAUUGUGAGGGUUAAUAAUGAGUGUUUGGAGUAUGUAUGCACUUGAGUGUGUGUUGGUAAUUGUGAGAUUUUGUGGGAAGGUGGGUGGAUGAGUGUGAAUUGAUAAGGCGGGACAGCGAUAUACUGGUGUGCGUGAAAGUUUGUCUUUAUUUACAAACAAACCAAUAAGUAAUAUUGGUGAUGUGAUUGCGAUUAGUGUAGUUAGAGUUUCGAUUGUUAAAUGAGGUGUGGAUGUUUACAUGUUUGUCAGUGUAUCGGAUGGUGUUGUUGUUGGUGUUUGAGUAAGAACCCUUGUUGAUCCGUCCUGGAGAUGUCUAGUUUUCAGGAAGCCAACGACGAAGGGGAAAUGUUUUCUGGUCUCUUCGGUGAACCAGGAUUGUACUGGUUCUUACUUAGCACCAGGUAGAUGUGUUUAUUGUGAGUGUGACGAAUGAUGUCUAGUAUUGGUUUGUGUUGGGACGUGUGUUGAACUGUGUUGAUUGUUUAUAGCUUAGGGAUGACUUGUACUGUGAUGUUGGUCGUAUGUCUGUUGAUGAUCAGGUGGUUUUGUGUGUGUGUGUGUGUGUGGUGGUGGUGUAGUUGUUGUUAUUGAUCUGUUUGCCUGUUUGUGUUUGUAUGGUAGGGAAUAGUGUUGUUGGUUUUGUUGAUUUUGAAUAUGGUUGGACUGGGAUCAUUGGGUUGGGGUGUUUGUUUGUUAGUGUAGUUGACGACUCAUUUAUUCUGUGUUUGUAACUUUCAGUGUUUCACUUUGUUUGUCAAUGGUAUUGAUUAUUCUAUUGGCGUGUUUGUGUGUAUGUGUGUGUGUGUGUGGUGGGGUGUGUAGUUUGGUUAUAUUUGUGAGUGAUUGUGGGAGGUAUUUCUGAGAUGUGUUCUGUUGAGCGUGAGGCGUGCUGAUGAGCUUGUUGACAUGCUGAGGGAAUUAGGUGAGUGAUUGUAGUGAGAUGUGUGAUUUCUGUUCGAGCUGUUCGAGCUGGAUCGACUGAUGAUGUAUAGUGUGUUGUUCAGCUGGGAGACGGACGGUGUGUGUGGUGAUAGUGUAAGUGUGCGUGUAGAACGUUAAUGAGUAAAUUAGUUUAGUGUUGAAUUUGUGUGGUUUGAUGUGGGGUUACGGUUUGUGGUAAUCUCUGAGUAAUGAAAAUUCUGUUCAUAGUUUGUUGUAAUGUGUGUUGAUGGUUUGACGGUAGUGGUGUGUGUGUUUUUGUGAGAGUUUAUAUUUGAAUGAAGUGAAGUAUUUCAGUAAAUUUUGUUGGCACCGUUGUGGUUUAGUGUCUGAGAAGUGAUGUGUUCUCAUUGGAGCUAGGAAUGCAUUGUGAGGGUUAAUAAUGAGUGUUUGGAGUAUGUAUGCACUUGAGUGUGUGUUGGUAAUUGUGAGAUUUUGUGGGAAGGUGGGUGGAUGAGUGUGAAUUGAUAAGGCGGGACAGCGAUAUACUGGUGUGCGUGAAAGUUUGUCUUUAUUUACAAACAAACCAAUAAGUAAUAUUGGUGAUGUGAUUGCGAUUAGUGUAGUUAGAGUUUCGAUUGUUAAAUGAGGUGUGGAUGUUUACAUGUUUGUCAGUGUAUCGGAUGGUGUUGUUGUUGGUGUUUGAGUAAGAACCCUUGUUGAUCCGUCCUGGAGAUGUCUAGUUUUCAGGAAGCCAACGACGAAGGGGAAAUGUUUUCUGGUCUCUUCGGUGAACCAGGAUUGUACUGGUUCUUACUUAGCACCAGGUAGAUGUGUUUAUUGUGAGUGUGACGAAUGAUGUCUAGUAUUGGUUUGUGUUGGGACGUGUGUUGAACUGUGUUGAUUGUUUAUAGCUUAGGGAUGACUUGUACUGUGAUGUUGGUCGUAUGUCUGUUGAUGAUCAGGUGGUUUUGUGUGUGUGUGUGUGUGUGGUGGUGGUGUAGUUGUUGUUAUUGAUCUGUUUGCCUGUUUGUGUUUGUAUGGUAGGGAAUAGUGUUGUUGGUUUUGUUGAUUUUGAAUAUGGUUGGACUGGGAUCAUUGGGUUGGGGUGUUUGUUUGUUAGUGUAGUUGACGACUCAUUUAUUCUGUGUUUGUAACUUUCAGUGUUUCACUUUGUUUGUCAAUGGUAUUGAUUAUUCUAUUGGCGUGUUUGUGUGUAUGUGUGUGUGUGUGUGGUGGGGUGUGUAGUUUGGUUAUAUUUGUGAGUGAUUGUGGGAGGUAUUUCUGAGAUGUGUUCUGUUGAGCGUGAGGCGUGCUGAUGAGCUUGUUGACAUGCUGAGGGAAUUAGGUGAGUGAUUGUAGUGAGAUGUGUGAUUUCUGUUCGAGCUGUUCGAGCUGGAUCGACUGAUGAUGUAUAGUGUGUUGUUCAGCUGGGAGACGGACGGUGUGUGUGGUGAUAGUGUAAGUGUGCGUGUAGAACGUUAAUGAGUAAAUUAGUUUAGUGUUGAAUUUGUGUGGUUUGAUGUGGGGUUACGGUUUGUGGUAAUCUCUGAGUAAUGAAAAUUCUGUUCAUAGUUUGUUGUAAUGUGUGUUGAUGGUUUGACGGUAGUGGUGUGUGUGUUUUUGUGAGAGUUUAUAUUUGAAUGAAGUGAAGUAUUUCAGUAAAUUUUGUUGGCACCGUUGUGGUUUAGUGUCUGAGAAGUGAUGUGUUCUCAUUGGAGCUAGGAAUGCAUUGUGAGGGUUAAUAAUGAGUGUUUGGAGUAUGUAUGCACUUGAGUGUGUGUUGGUAAUUGUGAGAUUUUGUGGGAAGGUGGGUGGAUGAGUGUGAAUUGAUAAGGCGGGACAGCGAUAUACUGGUGUGCGUGAAAGUUUGUCUUUAUUUACAAACAAACCAAUAAGUAAUAUUGGUGAUGUGAUUGCGAUUAGUGUAGUUAGAGUUUCGAUUGUUAAAUGAGGUGUGGAUGUUUACAUGUUUGUCAGUGUAUCGGAUGGUGUUGUUGUUGGUGUUUGAGUAAGAACCCUUGUUGAUCCGUCCUGGAGAUGUCUAGUUUUCAGGAAGCCAACGACGAAGGGGAAAUGUUUUCUGGUCUCUUCGGUGAACCAGGAUUGUACUGGUUCUUACUUAGCACCAGGUAGAUGUGUUUAUUGUGAGUGUGACGAAUGAUGUCUAGUAUUGGUUUGUGUUGGGACGUGUGUUGAACUGUGUUGAUUGUUUAUAGCUUAGGGAUGACUUGUACUGUGAUGUUGGUCGUAUGUCUGUUGAUGAUCAGGUGGUUUUGUGUGUGUGUGUGUGUGUGGUGGUGGUGUAGUUGUUGUUAUUGAUCUGUUUGCCUGUUUGUGUUUGUAUGGUAGGGAAUAGUGUUGUUGGUUUUGUUGAUUUUGAAUAUGGUUGGACUGGGAUCAUUGGGUUGGGGUGUUUGUUUGUUAGUGUAGUUGACGACUCAUUUAUUCUGUGUUUGUAACUUUCAGUGUUUCACUUUGUUUGUCAAUGGUAUUGAUUAUUCUAUUGGCGUGUUUGUGUGUAUGUGUGUGUGUGUGUGGUGGGGUGUGUAGUUUGGUUAUAUUUGUGAGUGAUUGUGGGAGGUAUUUCUGAGAUGUGUUCUGUUGAGCGUGAGGCGUGCUGAUGAGCUUGUUGACAUGCUGAGGGAAUUAGGUGAGUGAUUGUAGUGAGAUGUGUGAUUUCUGUUCGAGCUGUUCGAGCUGGAUCGACUGAUGAUGUAUAGUGUGUUGUUCAGCUGGGAGACGGACGGUGUGUGUGGUGAUAGUGUAAGUGUGCGUGUAGAACGUUAAUGAGUAAAUUAGUUUAGUGUUGAAUUUGUGUGGUUUGAUGUGGGGUUACGGUUUGUGGUAAUCUCUGAGUAAUGAAAAUUCUGUUCAUAGUUUGUUGUAAUGUGUGUUGAUGGUUUGACGGUAGUGGUGUGUGUGUUUUUGUGAGAGUUUAUAUUUGAAUGAAGUGAAGUAUUUCAGUAAAUUUUGUUGGCACCGUUGUGGUUUAGUGUCUGAGAAGUGAUGUGUUCUCAUUGGAGCUAGGAAUGCAUUGUGAGGGUUAAUAAUGAGUGUUUGGAGUAUGUAUGCACUUGAGUGUGUGUUGGUAAUUGUGAGAUUUUGUGGGAAGGUGGGUGGAUGAGUGUGAAUUGAUAAGGCGGGACAGCGAUAUACUGGUGUGCGUGAAAGUUUGUCUUUAUUUACAAACAAACCAAUAAGUAAUAUUGGUGAUGUGAUUGCGAUUAGUGUAGUUAGAGUUUCGAUUGUUAAAUGAGGUGUGGAUGUUUACAUGUUUGUCAGUGUAUCGGAUGGUGUUGUUGUUGGUGUUUGAGUAAGAACCCUUGUUGAUCCGUCCUGGAGAUGUCUAGUUUUCAGGAAGCCAACGACGAAGGGGAAAUGUUUUCUGGUCUCUUCGGUGAACCAGGAUUGUACUGGUUCUUACUUAGCACCAGGUAGAUGUGUUUAUUGUGAGUGUGACGAAUGAUGUCUAGUAUUGGUUUGUGUUGGGACGUGUGUUGAACUGUGUUGAUUGUUUAUAGCUUAGGGAUGACUUGUACUGUGAUGUUGGUCGUAUGUCUGUUGAUGAUCAGGUGGUUUUGUGUGUGUGUGUGUGUGUGGUGGUGGUGUAGUUGUUGUUAUUGAUCUGUUUGCCUGUUUGUGUUUGUAUGGUAGGGAAUAGUGUUGUUGGUUUUGUUGAUUUUGAAUAUGGUUGGACUGGGAUCAUUGGGUUGGGGUGUUUGUUUGUUAGUGUAGUUGACGACUCAUUUAUUCUGUGUUUGUAACUUUCAGUGUUUCACUUUGUUUGUCAAUGGUAUUGAUUAUUCUAUUGGCGUGUUUGUGUGUAUGUGUGUGUGUGUGUGGUGGGGUGUGUAGUUUGGUUAUAUUUGUGAGUGAUUGUGGGAGGUAUUUCUGAGAUGUGUUCUGUUGAGCGUGAGGCGUGCUGAUGAGCUUGUUGACAUGCUGAGGGAAUUAGGUGAGUGAUUGUAGUGAGAUGUGUGAUUUCUGUUCGAGCUGUUCGAGCUGGAUCGACUGAUGAUGUAUAGUGUGUUGUUCAGCUGGGAGACGGACGGUGUGUGUGGUGAUAGUGUAAGUGUGCGUGUAGAACGUUAAUGAGUAAAUUAGUUUAGUGUUGAAUUUGUGUGGUUUGAUGUGGGGUUACGGUUUGUGGUAAUCUCUGAGUAAUGAAAAUUCUGUUCAUAGUUUGUUGUAAUGUGUGUUGAUGGUUUGACGGUAGUGGUGUGUGUGUUUUUGUGAGAGUUUAUAUUUGAAUGAAGUGAAGUAUUUCAGUAAAUUUUGUUGGCACCGUUGUGGUUUAGUGUCUGAGAAGUGAUGUGUUCUCAUUGGAGCUAGGAAUGCAUUGUGAGGGUUAAUAAUGAGUGUUUGGAGUAUGUAUGCACUUGAGUGUGUGUUGGUAAUUGUGAGAUUUUGUGGGAAGGUGGGUGGAUGAGUGUGAAUUGAUAAGGCGGGACAGCGAUAUACUGGUGUGCGUGAAAGUUUGUCUUUAUUUACAAACAAACCAAUAAGUAAUAUUGGUGAUGUGAUUGCGAUUAGUGUAGUUAGAGUUUCGAUUGUUAAAUGAGGUGUGGAUGUUUACAUGUUUGUCAGUGUAUCGGAUGGUGUUGUUGUUGGUGUUUGAGUAAGAACCCUUGUUGAUCCGUCCUGGAGAUGUCUAGUUUUCAGGAAGCCAACGACGAAGGGGAAAUGUUUUCUGGUCUCUUCGGUGAACCAGGAUUGUACUGGUUCUUACUUAGCACCAGGUAGAUGUGUUUAUUGUGAGUGUGACGAAUGAUGUCUAGUAUUGGUUUGUGUUGGGACGUGUGUUGAACUGUGUUGAUUGUUUAUAGCUUAGGGAUGACUUGUACUGUGAUGUUGGUCGUAUGUCUGUUGAUGAUCAGGUGGUUUUGUGUGUGUGUGUGUGUGUGGUGGUGGUGUAGUUGUUGUUAUUGAUCUGUUUGCCUGUUUGUGUUUGUAUGGUAGGGAAUAGUGUUGUUGGUUUUGUUGAUUUUGAAUAUGGUUGGACUGGGAUCAUUGGGUUGGGGUGUUUGUUUGUUAGUGUAGUUGACGACUCAUUUAUUCUGUGUUUGUAACUUUCAGUGUUUCACUUUGUUUGUCAAUGGUAUUGAUUAUUCUAUUGGCGUGUUUGUGUGUAUGUGUGUGUGUGUGUGGUGGGGUGUGUAGUUUGGUUAUAUUUGUGAGUGAUUGUGGGAGGUAUUUCUGAGAUGUGUUCUGUUGAGCGUGAGGCGUGCUGAUGAGCUUGUUGACAUGCUGAGGGAAUUAGGUGAGUGAUUGUAGUGAGAUGUGUGAUUUCUGUUCGAGCUGUUCGAGCUGGAUCGACUGAUGAUGUAUAGUGUGUUGUUCAGCUGGGAGACGGACGGUGUGUGUGGUGAUAGUGUAAGUGUGCGUGUAGAACGUUAAUGAGUAAAUUAGUUUAGUGUUGAAUUUGUGUGGUUUGAUGUGGGGUUACGGUUUGUGGUAAUCUCUGAGUAAUGAAAAUUCUGUUCAUAGUUUGUUGUAAUGUGUGUUGAUGGUUUGACGGUAGUGGUGUGUGUGUUUUUGUGAGAGUUUAUAUUUGAAUGAAGUGAAGUAUUUCAGUAAAUUUUGUUGGCACCGUUGUGGUUUAGUGUCUGAGAAGUGAUGUGUUCUCAUUGGAGCUAGGAAUGCAUUGUGAGGGUUAAUAAUGAGUGUUUGGAGUAUGUAUGCACUUGAGUGUGUGUUGGUAAUUGUGAGAUUUUGUGGGAAGGUGGGUGGAUGAGUGUGAAUUGAUAAGGCGGGACAGCGAUAUACUGGUGUGCGUGAAAGUUUGUCUUUAUUUACAAACAAACCAAUAAGUAAUAUUGGUGAUGUGAUUGCGAUUAGUGUAGUUAGAGUUUCGAUUGUUAAAUGAGGUGUGGAUGUUUACAUGUUUGUCAGUGUAUCGGAUGGUGUUGUUGUUGGUGUUUGAGUAAGAACCCUUGUUGAUCCGUCCUGGAGAUGUCUAGUUUUCAGGAAGCCAACGACGAAGGGGAAAUGUUUUCUGGUCUCUUCGGUGAACCAGGAUUGUACUGGUUCUUACUUAGCACCAGGUAGAUGUGUUUAUUGUGAGUGUGACGAAUGAUGUCUAGUAUUGGUUUGUGUUGGGACGUGUGUUGAACUGUGUUGAUUGUUUAUAGCUUAGGGAUGACUUGUACUGUGAUGUUGGUCGUAUGUCUGUUGAUGAUCAGGUGGUUUUGUGUGUGUGUGUGUGUGUGUGGUGGUGGUGUAGUUGUUGUUAUUGAUCUGUUUGCCUGUUUGUGUUUGUAUGGUAGGGAAUAGUGUUGUUGGUUUUGUUGAUUUUGAAUAUGGUUGGACUGGGAUCAUUGGGUUGGGGUGUUUGUUUGUUAGUGUAGUUGACGACUCAUUUAUUCUGUGUUUGUAACUUUCAGUGUUUCACUUUGUUUGUCAAUGGUAUUGAUUAUUCUAUUGGCGUGUUUGUGUGUAUGUGUGUGUGUGUGUGGUGGGGUGUGUAGUUUGGUUAUAUUUGUGAGUGAUUGUGGGAGGUAUUUCUGAGAUGUGUUCUGUUGAGCGUGAGGCGUGCUGAUGAGCUUGUUGACAUGCUGAGGGAAUUAGGUGAGUGAUUGUAGUGAGAUGUGUGAUUUCUGUUCGAGCUGUUCGAGCUGGAUCGACUGAUGAUGUAUAGUGUGUUGUUCAGCUGGGAGACGGACGGUGUGUGUGGUGAUAGUGUAAGUGUGCGUGUAGAACGUUAAUGAGUAAAUUAGUUUAGUGUUGAAUUUGUGUGGUUUGAUG